AUGAAUCUCUUCCACCACAGCCCCGGCGGCGAUUGGGAGGAGAGGAGCCGCCGCACCGCCGCCGCCGACCUCCCAAAACCCUACAAAACCCUAACCGAAACCGACCUAAAAAACCUCCAAGAAAGCGACAUCUCCACCGUCUCCGCCGCCCUCUCCGUCCCCCGAGGCCUCGCCUGCUCCCUCCUCCUCUCCAACCGUUGGGACCUCCACUCCGCCUGCGACAAAUGGCUCUCCGCUGCUGUGACUCCACCGAUGCAAGGAUCGACGUCGAAACACGUGAUUUGCAACAUCUGCUUUGAAAAAUUCCGCCCCUCGAAAAUGGCCGCCGGCGGCUGCGGCCAUCUCUUCUGCUUAAAGUGCUGGAGUAGCUAUAUUGGUAACUCGAUCAACGACGGCGCCGCCUGCUUGACGCUCAGCUGCCCCGAGUCUGGCUGCGGAGCGGCUGUGACGUUUGAAAUGGUUGAGAGAUUCGCGCCGGUUACGAAAAUUAAGAAAUACCGCCGCCUUCUCCGGCGGUCCUACGUGGAAUUGAAUCCGAAUCGAAAGUGGUGCCCUGCCCCAGAAUGCAACCUAGCAAUCGAGUUCGAAUUCGACGGGAGCAUGAGCCGGGAAGUCGUCUGCGCCUGCUCGUACACCUUCUGCUUCCUCUGCGCGGUGGAGGGCCACCGCCCCGUGUCGUGCAAGGUGGCGGCGGCGUGGCUGGCGACGAACAAAUCCGAGGCGAAGAGCGCUGCGUGGAUCGUCUCCAACACGAAGCCGUGCCCCAAAUGCCACCGCCCGAUCCAGAAAAACCAAGGCUGCAACCACAUGAUCUGCGGAGCCCCGUGCAGGUUUCACUUCUGCUGGAAUUGCCUCUCGCCAAUGAGUAACCACGACGUCAACUGCCGCAGCCUCACGGCCGAGGAGAAGGGGAAGAUGAAGAUACCGAUGAGCGACGUGGCAAGAUACGCCCACCACUGCGAGAGGUGGGAGUUUUACGAGAAUUCGGGGAAGGCGGCGGUGGGGGAUUUGCAGCGGGCGAGGGGGCUGUGCGGCGACGGGAAAUUGGGGUUUGUGGCGGUGGCGUGGGAGCAGAUUGUGGCGUGCCGGCGCGUGCUCAAGUGGAGCUGCGCGUUUGGGUAUCACGUGGCGGAGGCGGCGCUGCUGGAGUAUUUGCGGGGGGAGGCGGAGGCGGCUGUGGGAAUGCUGCAGCGGUGCGCGGAGGAGGCGAUGGGAGAUGAAGGGGUUUAUGUUGAUGAGGGGAAGUUGAAGGGGUUUGAGGUGAGGAUUUUGGAUCUAACACGUGUUAUGAGGAGGUGUUUUGAUACUCUGGUUUCGGCGUCGGAGAAUUGGUUGACUGAAGUUGGAAGCUCGAAGACGGGCAAGCCUGUGACAAGGCCCGUGAUUGAGAACUCGAAGGGGCGUAUUGGGAGCUCGAAGACGAGCAAGCCACAGAGAAGCUCUGAGACAAGGCCUGGGUACGAGAGCUCAAAGGGGAAUAUUGGGAGCUCGAAGACGAGCAAGCCACAGAGAAGCUCUGAGACAAGGCCAGGGUACAAGAACUCGAAUAGGAUUAUGUACUUCUUCUCUACCUCUGACUCAGACUCAGACUCAGACUCUUUAUCCUCCGACUCAGGCUCAGAGUCAGAGGAGCCGAAGAGGCUUAAGUACUCCACCUUUGAGCUUGAGAAGUUGAGGUGGCAUAACUCCUCCUCGAUUGAGACGGGAGAAAGCUCCAAAUAUGAGAAAUCGAGGAUGUAG
Molecule: messenger RNA, 1740 nt
Organism: Salvia hispanica
Lineage: Eukaryota; Viridiplantae; Streptophyta; Magnoliopsida; Lamiales; Lamiaceae
Product: putative E3 ubiquitin-protein ligase ARI11
Biological process (GO): protein ubiquitination
Molecular function (GO): ubiquitin-protein transferase activity; zinc ion binding
Source: RefSeq, a predicted model, not a curated record